AUGAGCUACAGGACUAAAAGAACAUUGGUAGCUAUUGACGAAGGGUCGAGCAUUGCUGCAUCCAAGUCCCCAAAAUCUUCUGAUCCAUCCACCCAAAACUGGGGACCGUUUAGUCCUCCAACACUUGGAGUGUCACAGACAUUUGGGACGGUAUCACAACCCAUUAAGCAACCAGUAGCUGCUAAAAAAACCAUGGUUGCACCACAAUCAUCCUUGCCUCGGCCUACUUCCAUGGUUUCAAAGCCACAACUGAAGGCAUUAUCAAAACCAUCCUUUACCCAGACAAAACCAUCCUCUAACCCAUUACAACAACCAAUUCCGCCCACUCUUACAGGAACAACACAAAGUAGAUGGUAUAAAGGACCUACGUUUCCCAAUCUGACUGAAAUUGCAACACAAAAAGCGUCAACACCGAAUCCACACCAGCCUACUAUGCAGCCUGUGUUGCAGCCUUUCAAAGCUACCUUGCAGCCUUCUUUGCAGCCAUUCAAAGCUUCCCAACAGCCUCAAACAGCUACCAAUCAGCCUCAAAAAGCUACCCAUCAGCUUCACAAAGCUACACAACAGCCUCAAAAAGCUACACAACAGCCGGUAUCUUCUUUUACAAGUGUCAAACCACAUUUAGAGAAAAGAGCAUUUGUUGCACCUUUGGGAGCAACAAAACAUGUGAUGUCACAAUCUCCUACACCACCAGACACCAUGGCAAUGAAAAAGAGAACCGGGAAGCAAGAAGGUCAGUUGCCUCCAACAUACAUGCAUGUGAGUGAGAAUGCAUUUCAACCUCUGCGAUCUCCUCCAUCCAAUCAGGUUGAGAGUGAAGUUAUGCCAAACUACAACUGGGACGAAUUUGAAGAAUCGGCUUCUGAGAGUGAAAAUGAAUUUGAUCAAGGAGAAGGAAGUGAUACUGCUCCAGAAUCGAGGGAGUUUGAUGAGAAGGUGGAGGCUAUAGCUAUAGAUGCUGAUGGAAUACGACAUCUGGUAAAGGGACCAGUUCUGCCUCGAGACGUUUGGCAUGAUGCAAAGGGGUUCAGAUACAUUGUCAAGCUCAAUGAAUUCAACCAACCUAUUCGAAAAGGUGGGAAGAUCCUUGUGAGCUUCCUUGGAGAUAUUGCAAAAAAUGAUUCACUUUGUCUAGUGGGAGUCCCAAGUUGGCGUGCUGUGAACAAUCAGUUAAAAACUAAUGUUGUUACAAUGAUUCGGAAACAUUUUGUGUUACCUGAUGGACCUCUAGUUAACAAGGCACUAGUGAUGCGUAUUGACAAACCAUGGAACAAUCAUCGAUACAAAUUGAAGGGGGAUUUUUUCGAUCCAGUGAAUAAAUCUCGAGAAGAGAACUAUGCCAACGUGCCUGAUGGAGUGUCCACUAGGAGUUGGACGGAAUUGGUAGAUUAUUGGCUUUUACCAGAGGCCAUGGAAAAAUCUGAAAUGGGAAAAAAUGCUCGAGCUUUACAAGGCAAUAAGCACAACAGUGGUGCUACAAGCUUUGCUAAUCGAAGAGUUGAUAUGAAAGAGAAGAAAGGAGUGUUUAGCGAAUUGGCAUUUUUCAAAUCAGUUUACGCCAAAGAAGAUGGAAGCUUUAAAGAGGGCACACUUCCUCAUCAAUUUGUGGAGGAUGCCAACAAAAAGGUCCAAGAAAAUCUUGCGAGUUCCUCUUCUUCAAAGCCCGUAAUUGAAAUUGAGAAUGCAGUCUUGAAUGAGCUCAUGUAUAAAGGUGAAGUACCUAAACGUCCUCUGAAUUAUGGAUUUGGAGUGAAGCAAAGCGACAUCUUUGGAGUGGAAGGUUUGCUGAGGAAAGAAGGGUCAAGCUAUGUUAACAACAAUGCUAUGGAAGUGGAGAACAUGAAAGGUGAAAUACCAGUUGUCAAGAAGCAAAAUGAGGACCUUGCGCAACAAAAUCAAGUUCUAAACACCAAGUUUGAAGAAACAACACAAUCAUUUAAAAUGAUUGCUUCUUUUUUGGGACAAGUUUUGAAGGAAGUACGCAAAGGGAAUGUUUCAUCGAACCUUUUAGAUGGUGCGGAAUCAGCAAUAAAUAUGAUUACUGAUGAUUCUGGUGGCAAUGGUGACAACCAGGCCGAGAAAUGAGACUUUGACACUAUUGCCAAAUGCAAGAUUAUUGAUGAUUCAAGUGGUAAUAGUAAAUGUAGAUCAAGAGAUGAACAAGUUAUCUUGAAGCUAAGCUAGCAUAACAAUAUGUUUACUUGUUCGUAGUCAG
Molecule: messenger RNA, 2215 nt
Organism: Spinacia oleracea (spinach)
Lineage: Eukaryota; Viridiplantae; Streptophyta; Magnoliopsida; Caryophyllales; Amaranthaceae
Exons: 9
Coding region: 1-2085 (694 amino acids)
Source: RefSeq, a predicted model, not a curated record